Molecule: messenger RNA, 4938 nt
Organism: Perca flavescens (yellow perch)
Lineage: Eukaryota; Metazoa; Chordata; Actinopteri; Perciformes; Percidae
Gene: sphk2
Product: sphingosine kinase 2
Exons: 8
Coding region: 1768-4446 (892 amino acids)
Biological process (GO): sphingosine biosynthetic process; sphinganine-1-phosphate biosynthetic process; phosphorylation
Cellular component (GO): cytoplasm; membrane; intracellular membrane-bounded organelle
Source: RefSeq, a predicted model, not a curated record
CUUCAGCCAUCCCUAACACACACACAGCUGUCCAUUCAUUCUCAUUUUGAAUGAGGAUAAUGCGUUUAAUGGCUGCAAGGGGGUGCUGGAAGAACGCAGUGGCCUGCAGCGAAGAAAUUAAGAGAUAUAAACAUGGGAAAAAAAAACAACCCAACAUCGCGCUGCGGUGGCCAGUAAAUGUAACCGGCGAACACUUGUCAGGCCAUGGGAGUCCCAUUCCGUAAACGGUAAACCAACCUGCCGAAUCGCUUGCUUUGGUCUCGAUGCGAGACCAAUGCUUUUCUUUCCAUUUCCAGCCUUCACUGAAGUUUUAAGGAAAUCUGACGUUUGAUCAGUAUUGACCAUAGGUAUUGACGAGUUGGCCGGAAAAAAACAAGACGUGGCCAGGAAGUGUUGGUCUGUCAAUGAUAGGAGAAUGUCGCUGGGUGUUGCAAUGUUUUCCUUAUCGCCAUUGGACUUCCGCUCCGCCGCUCAAAGCUACCGCUGCUGCGUCUCCAGACACUUCCUGCACGGAGCUACAGUUUCCAGAGCAAGCGACUCUCGUCGUGAGGGGGGGAGACAAGAUGAGGAAUAAAGAUCUUUGGGAGGGAACGUGAGGCUUGACUCAAGGACAUUACCAUGACAUAGACUAAGAGUCCACCUGGAACUGUCUCCUUGUUUGUCUUUUGUUAGGUUUAUUAUUUUAUUUUUUUGUUGUCUAGUCUCCACCUGUCUUACCUGGUGUUUACACUCUCCUUGUGGAGAACAGAUAAUGAAAUAGUAUGCAGGAGUAUUUGUUUGCAUGAAACUUUAAUGUAUCACACUACUGUCUAGAGGACUGACCUAGUCACUCCUCGUGUCAGCCUCCUAUAUCACAGAGAUUAAAGAUAGCAAUAGAGGUAUCAAAGGUCUUGAAAAAAGUCUGCACUUAUCAUAUCAUUGCAGGAAUAAAUUACAUUUCGGCCAGCACUUACCAUCCAACAUACUCUACCGAAUUCUUUACUUGUGCUUUAAUUUAAUUGUUGUAGCCUUCUUGUUUAAACAAGGUGCGUUUGUUUUUCUUAUUCAUACUUAAUGGAUCUAUUUUUCAAUGCAACCAAGAGUUUUAGUUUUGUCUGUUUGUGUAAUUAUUUAAAGAUGUAUUUUUAAUGUUGAGGAGCUGCUCAGCUGCCUGAUAUUGUUAUCGCAAUAGGCGCCUUUAAGUUGUAAAGUAAACAUUCUUUUUUUUUUUUUUUUUUUUUUUACUUAUGCAAUCUUUGUGAAGAACAAUUUUGUUUAAAUUACUUAUCUUGUAGUGGAAAAAUAUACAUUUUUAAGUUUUAUUGUCUUUGAAUAUGUUGAAGUAUUGCUCAUUUUUCCACUGGCAGUAAACUGUAGAAGCUGAUGGCUCUUCAGAUCAAACUGAUGGGAGCUUUCUAACUGUGACACAAAGACUGAUCUUCAGCAGUUUCCAUCUUCACUGGAUAAAUACUCUAAACAGAAGAACCUUUGAACUGGAGUUUUCUUCUCAAAUGAAGAUAUACCUCUUUAAUAGACAGACGGAAACAAAGAGCAGAUUUUUUUUUGUGUGACAUUGUCUCUUGAAUCCAAACACUAAAGAGGGAGAAUGAUUCUGAGGAGAUUUCAGGGAUAAAGCUCUCAGACUGACAUUCAGAUACAUUUGGAUUUUCCCUGCAAAUCGUACGAGGGCUGCCGGAUUCCACAAGCCUCUAACUGUAGAAAACCCGACCCUAAAACUUGUUAAACCAACUUUUUCCUGUAAAAGCCUUGUCCACUUCAGCAGUGAGGAUGCGAUCUCCUGAACCAUCUUCACCUUCCACAGCAGAAGCCCUCCUUCAUGGUCAGUUUGCCAGCUGGGAUUCAGGCAGCAACAAUAACAGCUGCCCCAACAGCCCUGGUGGUCCGGGAAGACUCUCUCCCGCUGUCUCCCCUACUCCGGCUCCAGCCUCCAACUAUGCCCUGACCCUCACCCACACCCACAUACAUAUCCAGCGGCUGUCACCACGGCCGGGGAAGGAAGCCCGUCUCUUGCUGCCUUUAUCAGAGCUAGUGGGGUGCAGUUGCCCUCGCGCCCCUGCGCCCCCUCUCCUGGUGCUGUACUGGUACCCGCCAGGCAAACGACGUAAAGGGGUGUCUCGGCGCAGGCAGGUGAGGGCCUACCUGGCAGAAAGCAGGUCUGAAGCUGAGAGGUGGUCAGCUGCUGUACAGUGUCUGCUCAGAGGUGUGACUGUCACUGCUGAAACAGAAUUUUCAAGAAGUCUGCUACCUCGUCCCAGGCGACUACUGUUAUUGGUCAAUCCCUUCAGUGGGAGAGGCCAGGCAAUGCAGUGGUGUCAGACCCAUAUCCUGCCAAUGAUCAGAGAGGCCAACAUCAGCUACAACCUUAUACAGACAGAGCGUCAGAACCAUGCCAGAGAACUUAUCAGAGAGUUAUCGCUCCCAGAAUGGGAUGGCAUCAUCAUUAUCUCUGGAGAUGGCCUGCUGCAUGAGGUAAUUAAUGGGCUGAUGGAGCGUCCUGACUGGGAACAAGCUAUAAAAACACCUGUUGGCAUUCUUCCCUGUGGCUCUGGGAAUGCACUGGCUGGCUCCAUCAACCACUAUGCAGGGUAUGACAUGUGCCUUCGGGAGCCCCUCCUUUUGAAUUGCUGCUUUUUGAUUUGUCGAGGCGGUGUUCGACCGAUGGACGUGGUCUCUGUGACAACAAGCCCUUCUCCCUCCACCAACAGUCGUACUGCAGCACCCAGGAGACUGUUUUCUUUCCUCUCUGUUGCCUGGGGCUUUGUGUCCGAUGUGGACAUUGAGAGUGAGAGGUAUCGUGGCCUGGGCUCAGCUCGCUUCACCCUGGGUACCCUGGUGCGCAUAGCUUCUCUUCGAUCCUACAAGGGUCGUCUGUCCUACCUGCCUCCCUCUAUUAGCGCCACAUCACCAGACGCCACACCACCUCCGCCAAGGAGACCCCUCUCCCGCAGUAUCACAGAAGGCCUGGAUGGCUUCUGUCGAACGCCCAUCCAUCGCACCUGCUCUGACAUGGGCAUCAGCGAACAGAGGAGCCUGCGUAGGGGUGAGGGAGAGAGGGAAAAAGAGGAGAGGCAGAGAGAAAGGGACAGAAGAAGGGAGAGGGCUAGGGGAGGAGGAACUGGCGUGGUGAGGGCAAGCAGCCUGGCAGAGGACAGAGAGAGAGAGGUAGAGAUGGAAGCAGAAGAGGGGAGAUCAGGGACAUGUUCAGAGAGUUCAGAAUCAAUUGAAAGGGAAGACUGCAAUAUGGGAAAGAUAGAAAGGUUGGCUGGGAUCAAGGAUGAGAGGGAAGAUGAGGGAAUUGUAGAGCAAGACUCCAGUGAGAUGGAGGAGGAGGAAGAUAGAGGGAAGGAUGGGGAAGGCAGUGGUGGUUCUGCAGAGGGGGAGAGAGCGUUGCAUGCAAUAGAGCCGGGAGAGAGCCGUGGGGUAGACAUGGGGCGAGAAGCAGAUGAAGAGCCAGAGGGUUACCAAGAUGGGCUCCAGAAAGCCAGACAGGCACUGAGAAAGAAUUCAGCCCCUUCAAGCCAGAUAGCCAACGCUCUCUUCAACCAGCCUCUCAGUCGGGAGGCUGACACAGAUUCGGGUACUUCAUACGGGGUAGAGGACAUGGAUCUGAAUGGAACCUACUAUCAGAAAGAACCCUACCAACUGGACAUUGCUCGUGAGCGAUCUCUCACAAUCUCCUCUCCCUUUCGUCACUCUCCCUUCUCUAACAAGCCCAAGACGCUGGACCAAAACCAGAACACCUCCCGGCCGAGGCCCCUCUCUCUCCUCCAGCACUCCCACUCAAACUCCCUCCCCCCUAAACUCCCUUCCCUCUCCCUGUCUCUUUCUCCGACACCUCCAUCUUCCCCUUCAUGUGCCUCCCCACACUCUUCAUCCUACCUCGUCCCCCGUCCUAACACCCCAAAUUCCACUUCGCCCUCACCCUCUCUACGCACACCGUCCUCAUCUUUUAACUUUGACAUUGCUGAGCCAGCGGGACCCCUAAAGAACCGUCCUUUUGUCUCACUGCCUUUAAAUAUCCCUCGGGAUGACUUGUUACCUCCCCUCGACCAACCCCUUCCCACCAGAGACUGGGUCACCAUCGAAGGGGACUUUGUCCUGGUCCUGGCCCUUUAUCAGUCUCACCUCGGGGCUGAUCUUCAUGCUGCACCCCAGGCCAGGUUUGACGAUGGGCUGAUCCACCUGACCUUUGUGCGGGCGGGGAUCUCCAGAGCCACUCUACUGAGACUGUUCUUUGCCAUGGAAAGAGGAAACCACCACUCUGUCAGCUCGCCUUAUGUGAGCCAUAUUUCCUGUAAGGCCUUCAGGCUGCAGCCUCUGUCUACACGGGGGACACUCACUGUGGAUGGAGAACUGGUGCCCUAUGGGCCUCUUCAAGCACAGGUUCAUCCUUCCCUGGCUCGUCUCAUCGUUGGUGACUCUGGAGUGAAGAUUACCAGAUUCUAAUCGGGUGGUUGAGCUGAUUGACAGAUACAGCACUCUACUGAAUUAUGUAAUCUCUGCUGUCAUCUAUACUCUGAAAGAGCGUGGAGUAUUAGAGAGACUUAAAAUAGCCUGGAUAGCAGAAACUGCUUUUCUGAGGUUUAAUGAAAGGGAUAACCCACGAGCCACGCAUCAUUGGAGCAUGACUGCAGGGAUUAAUAGCAAAUUUAAAAAUGGAUGAAAAAUGCGCCUCAUUGCACAGUUGUUGGAUUACGCUCAGCGUACCCUGAGAAGCAUGAAAACUGCACAGCCUGGGAUAGUAAGAGGGAAGAACAAUCAAAUGUUUGUUUAUGGAGUUUUUUUUGUGUGCAGGUGCAUGUGUUGGAUGUAUACAUAGAGGUAUGCAUGCAGAGAAGCACUACCUGAAUUUUGCCUUUUUUAAUGGAAGAAAUCAGUUGAAAAUCAGAGAAGGUUGUUCUUAAACAUGAAAUGCUAUAAAAUAUACAUUGAGAUUCA